AUAUGGUCCACUGCGCUGGAUGCGAGAGGCCUAUUCUGGACAGAUUUUUGCUUAACGUCUUGGAUAGAGCAUGGCACGCAAAAUGCGUGCAAUGUUGUGACUGUAAAUGCAAUUUAACUGACAAAUGCUUUUCGAGAGAAGGACGACUCUACUGCAAAAAUGACUUUUUUAGACGUUAUGGCACUAAAUGUGGAGGCUGCGCGCAGGGGAUCUCCCCCAAUGAUCUAGUUCGGAAAGCACGGAGCAAAGUCUUUCACCUGAACUGUUUCACUUGUGUCAUGUGCAAUAAACAGCUUUCCACCGGAGAAGAAUUAUAUAUUCUAGAUGAAUCUAAAUUUGUCUGCAAGGACGAUUACAUGAAUAACAGCACCGGAAAAGACACAAACCUUCUGUCAAUUACUACGUGCAGUGAUCCGAGCUUAUCGCCAGAAUCUCAGGAUCCACAAGAUGAUUAUAAAGACUCUGAGACUGGACACCUGUCCGACAAGGAGACCUGCAACAACGAAAACGAUGAGCAGAAUGUAGGUGGCAAACGCCGUGGGCCAAGAACAACUAUCAAAGCCAAACAGCUAGAGACACUAAAAGCUGCUUUCACUGCUACCCCCAAACCCACCAGACACAUACGUGAACAGCUGGCUCAGGAGACAGGCCUCAGUAUGAGAGUAAUACAGGUGUGGUUUCAGAAUCGGCGCUCUAAAGAGAGGCGCAUGAAGCAGCUGAGCGCACUGGGCGCUAGAAGACACAUGUUCUUCCGCAGCCCGAGGAGAAUGAGAGCGCUGAGCGAUCGUAUGGAGUCAGGAGAGCUCAUGGCCAACGGACAUUACUCUUAUUAUGGGGACUAUCAAGGUGAGUUCUAUGGCCCGGGGUCUAAUUACGACUACUUCCCUCAGGGUCCACCAUCCUCCCAAGCCCAAACUCCAGGUGAUCUAGGAUUCAUGCCCUCCUCUGGCCCAUCAGGAACCCCUCUAGGGAGUAUAGAGCACCACCAUGCAGCACACCACCCCUCCAAUGAGGCACAAUGCUUUAGUGAGAUGAUAUCGCACCACCCAGGGGACUCCCCCAGCCCAGAUCCCAGCGGACCCACCUCCAUCCACAGUAUUUCCAAUGACUUGUGUGACUCUAAUCCGCCCUUCACAUCCCUGAACUCUCUCAGUGGCAACGGAUACAGCAACCAAUUGUCACUCCCCUCAUCGGAGAUGAAUGAAGGGACGGUUUGGUAGCUUCUGCACAACCUGCACUGUGUUUCAGGAUUUUCAAACAUGUGGAAUUGUAUUAUUUGUGUGUGAUUUUUAUAUAGCAACAAUAUUUUAGUUAAUUUAUCCAUGUAUUUAUAUAUCUAUUUGAGUCGU
Messenger RNA from Triplophysa dalaica, 1349 nucleotides. RefSeq names its product LIM homeobox 1b (gene lhx1b). Bases 3 to 1220 code for a protein of 405 amino acids. The record is from RefSeq and is a predicted model, not a curated record. NCBI's taxonomy places the organism in Eukaryota, Metazoa, Chordata, Actinopteri, Cypriniformes, Nemacheilidae. Gene Ontology annotation, cellular component: nucleus. Gene Ontology annotation, molecular function: RNA polymerase II transcription regulatory region sequence-specific DNA binding; DNA-binding transcription factor activity, RNA polymerase II-specific. The transcript is spliced from 5 exons. Gene Ontology annotation, biological process: regulation of transcription by RNA polymerase II; neuron differentiation.